GCUGUCUUGGAGUUGCCUUUGAAAUCUCGUCCUGCAUGUGUGAGGUGAUGUAUUUCCUUGGUUUCUGUCCAGAGUGCACAUAAAACCCAGUGAGCUGAUGGUUAUGGAGCAAAAAUUAAUUAUAAACAUCGUAAACACGGCUCACAUUUCCUCUGCAGACCUCCAGCUGUCUGUGGUAAAAACCCUUCUGUCUUCAUCCUGCCUUUUCUUGUGUCCUUCACACACCGGGUGGAGAGCAAGCUCCUUUCAUCCGUCUGUGUAACCCGGUAAACACUUGAGAAAUCGAUAUAAGAGCCAUUUGUGGCCAGUCACACCUCAUUGUUGAGCUGCUUUCUGCGGCCUAAACAUAAUUUAAAGCGUAAGGCUGUAUGUAUGAGACUAGAUUGCGGUUCUGCUCUUCCCCAUCCAAUCCAUCUGAUUACCCCCCUCUCUGUCAUCAUGUCAAUAUCACGCUUGUCCUUUAUAAAGAAGGAGCUGUAUGAACGUGUUUAAUUACCUGAGAGGCUUUAAUCAGCUCUGAUGGGAGGGAGGCAGAUGCCGAGCAGGAAUCGGCAGGAUUAAACUGGCUGCAUCAUUUAAACAAAGAGCAGUUACAGUGCAGUCUAAACCACUGGCACUUGCAUGUCUUCACAUCUUAAUAACUAUAUAGUAAGUAGUGCUAUAAGUAUAUAGUUAUAAAAUAGGUCCAUUAUUCCAUUAGAUUUAAAUAGAUCACGUCCUCGACUGACACUGUUGGGUUACUCGUUUAAUAUUUUCAUUUGACACAAUAUACAAAAAGUUAAACAUGGGUAAAGUUUUUACAUUUUACAAAGACAUCACAAAGACAGUCGUAGAGUUUUCCCCAGUUCACGUAUUCCACAAAUGGAAGUUAAAACUCACAGUAAAAAAAAUGUUAAAACUCAAAGGGAUGUCUCCUCCACACCGAGAGAGGGUGUGCAUGGGUGGGUUUCAGGUCCUUCCCACUGCAAUCACCUCUCGCUUUGACCAGAGUGAGGUGCAGCAGCGAGCAGCCAGAUGUGUGGAUGUGACUAUCGACGGCGGAAUUAGAAGAGCUGGUGACCAUGCAGGUGGAAAGGACGCCCGAAAUAAACGCAUAAAUACGGUGGAGACAACGAAGCUGUGGAUGCAGAUAACCGCAUGACGCGACACCCACCGGUGUGAUUUACAGUCCAGUCGGCGUUUGUGGUGUUGAUGGCGGAUUAAUGACCAGUCAUAAAGAAGUCGGGGGGAUUGUGUGUUGCAGGAGAACGUUAGUGAGGCACUGAUAGAAGAAGAAAGAGAGAGAGAGGAGGAGUGUGUCGAAGAGAGAGAGAGUGGGGAGUAAAUAAAACCGGAGGCGAGAUCAUGAGCUCUGCAUUGCCUUACAACUCGCUGUCAGCUCGGCCGAGUCCCAGCAGACAAGCUCUGGACUGGGAACACCAGCAGCUGGCUGUGCGACGACAUUCCUCCCCACGGGGUCUCGACCUGCUCACUCCACCUCCUCUUCCUCGCCGACCCUCCGCGAUCCCCGGCUACCUGCUGUCGCCCUACCAAGAGCAGGAGGAGCAGCUCCACGAGCAGCAGCAGCGACUGUCCUUGUCCGUGUGCUCAGAGGCCUCCCUGGCGCCCCCUGCCCCUCCACCUGUGGGCGCUGCCCCACCCUGCUGCCGCCCAGUGGGAGUCAUGCACCUCCUGCGCCUGGGUCUCCUGGCCUUCAGCUGCCUCUUCUGGGCAGCCGGCUUGGCCAUCCUCACCCUAGGUGUGUGGGCACAGAUUUCCCUGGCGGACUACAUGCUGCUGUCUGCCAACCGCUACCCCAACGCCCCUCUCAUCCUUCUGUCCACAGGUGCGGCCGUCACUGCUUGGGGCUUCCUGGGCUGUCUAGGGGUGGCGGCCAACUUGCCCGCCGUGCUCAGGGCUUACGGUUUCUUUCAACUUGCUGCACUUAUAGCCGGUUUGGCAGCUGGACUCUCGGGUCUCUUCUAUCGCGAAGACAUCGCCGGGGGAUUUCGCAGCGGCUUACAGCGAGCGGUGGCCGGCUACACCGAGGACGAAGGGCGUGCUGACGCGUUAGACAGCUUGCAGAGGGCCCUGGAGUGUUGUGGAGCUGAGGGUUGGCAUGACUGGCUUACGUCAGACUGGGCUAUCCAGCAUAUGACCUUCCUGCCCAACGAGAACGGCACCUCGGUGUCCCUGCCGGACAGCUGCUGCGUGAGGCGCAAGGGCUGCAAGAAUCGACCUCUUUUGUCGGAUGACGUUGAAGGAGUCGCAGCAGCGGGAAUCCAUCCACACGGCUGCUUCCUCAAAGUCUUCAGUUUGGUCAACGACAACGUCUUCCACAUUGCCGCCACCGUGAUGGGAUUGGCCUUCACCCAAGUCGGAGGCAUCGCCCUGGCCUGUCUGCUGGCCAACAGACUGGCACCAAGACAACAUGGGCGUGUGGUGGCACAUUAACGGUCAAUUUAAAAAUGUAGGCAACCUACGCCAAGGAUUGACUGAUUUGUAGAUAAUUAGGAUUGGGAAUGAGACGCUGCCCUUGAAGAGUAAUGGAGUUGUAAAGUGUUGGGGGUUAUGUCAGGCGUCCAGGUUUCCAGGAAACAUGUCAGGAGAUCAAUAUUAGCCGAACUGUGAAGAUAUUAAAAGAAAAUGGGAAUUUAGUGGUUAAAAAAAUACUCAAGGAACCAGCAACUCCUUACACUUCACAACUCUUUUACACUUUUGCCUGGUCUUCUGCACAAUUAAAAAAACAUAGCAAGGUGGGAGGUGUGUACAUUUGAUACCUGCAAAAGGAGAAGUCUGACAUUUUGGGGUGGGACCACGUCGGGCAGCACACUGUAAAUCUCAAAAACUAGAUGGAAGUACAAUGAGACUUUGUUUCAGUAAUGUUUAAAUAUCGGCAUGGAUUAAUGUGCUUCAUGUAGAAUGUAAAUAAAUAUUAUUUAGGGUUAACUGCUGGGAUUUGGUACAUCUCACCACCGAAUGCACAGGACUGUUCACCAGCAGUUUUCCACCUCAGAUGAUUCGGUCUGUGUUCAACAGAUGUUCGUGUCCACACCAUUUAGUUCUUCCAUCACAAAAACAACACUGUGCUAGAAUGGUGCGCUUAAAAAGAGCUAAAUAAGCUAUUUGUGUCUGUGGUAUUUUGUGCUGUUUACAUCUGUAAAUGUUGAGGUGAAAUAAUGACUGCUUUAAAAAAAAAAAAAAUGUUCUCCCAGAUGUCUCUGUGUUGCUCGCGUUUGUAUAUUCUGAAGCACAAAUUUGAUUUAAAUCACUGAAUAUUGGGAAUAACCCUUUUUAUGACCCAGAUGUGCAACCCUCAGUUAGCAUGAAACUUUCUCUUCUUCAACAUCAAACUCAAGUUGACAGAUAAAAAACUCAACAUUUUUGGGGAAUGCCAUUCAUUCGCUGUCUUGCGGGAGAGUUAGAAGAGACGAGACUAGCUGUUUCCACUUGUUUACAGUCAGUCUACGCUAAGCUAACCGUCUCCUGGCUGUAGCUUCAUAUUUAACCGGGGUUGCCAAGUCUCACAUUGGGGACAUUUCUGUCCCGAGUAAAAGUCAGAACGCCGUUUCCUCGUGUCAAGUUUAUUAUUAAAAGGUUUUUCUUUCAGUUUUGCCUCUGAAAUGCAAAUGUCAUUACGAUAUUUGCAGAAGGCUUUAGUUGCAUUAUUGCACACGUAGAUGUGUACGUUCUCUAAUCGUUAAAGUUAAUACAAAUAUUUCAACAGGUUGGACUCAUACACAUUUUAACUGCACAAUUAGUUUCUGGAGUUGUGUCAAUGAACACAUUUCUGCGUUUCUCAGGCUUAAUCAUGAAUGAUAUAUAAGAUAUUGCCUGCCUUUGUCGUGAUAUUUAGGAUGAUGUAGCCUGUAUUAAUGUUUGGGUGUUGUAUUAUUGUGUUUUGAGAGACGGCGGUGAACUUUUUUUUGUUCCUGAAAUUACACCAUAAGGGUCAGAUCGUCCCAAUUAAAAAUAUUCAAUCUAUGCACAAAACAACAACAAAAUCUGAAUGUUAUGAGUGGUAUUGAACAGUGUGAACAUGCAUGACUGAAACUGUAAACUAUGUCUGUCAAACAAUAAACAAAAAAUCUCUGCCUCG
Messenger RNA from Anarrhichthys ocellatus (wolf-eel), 4078 nucleotides. Its product is annotated as tetraspanin-7-like. The record is from RefSeq and is a predicted model, not a curated record. Lineage: Eukaryota; Metazoa; Chordata; Actinopteri; Perciformes; Anarhichadidae. The coding region runs from base 1345 to 2433 and encodes 362 amino acids. The transcript has a single exon. Gene Ontology annotation, cellular component: plasma membrane.